Molecule: messenger RNA, 1250 nt
Organism: Erinaceus europaeus (western European hedgehog)
Lineage: Eukaryota; Metazoa; Chordata; Mammalia; Eulipotyphla; Erinaceidae
Gene: ZNF771
Product: zinc finger protein 771
Exons: 3
Coding region: 165-1109 (314 amino acids)
Source: RefSeq, a predicted model, not a curated record
CCACGCCCACUAAAGGGCGGGGCCCAGAGCUCUGGCCAAUCAGCGAUAGCCCCCCAGGCCCCGCCCCGCCCCGCCCCCGGAGCCGCGGCCUCUUGGAGCGCCCAACCGCCCGGGCGCCCUGGCCUGGGGCUGCGCGAGCCGGAUCCCGCGGCUGGACGCCGAAGAUGCCUGGCGAGCAGCAGACGGAGGAGGAGGAAGAGGAGGGGAUGCAGGAGGAGAUGGUGCUGCUGGUGAAGGGUGAGGAAGAUGAGGGCGAGGAGAAGUACGAGGUAGUGAAACUCAAGAUCCCCGCGGACAACAAGGAGGUCCCGAGCGAGGCGCCCGCGCCCGUGGCCGACCCGGCGCGCCCCUUCGCGUGCUCGGACUGCGGCCGCGCCUUCGCGCGCCGCUCCACGCUGGCCAAGCACACGCGCACGCACACGGGCGAGCGGCCCUUCGCCUGCGCCGAGUGCGGCCGGCGCUUCUCGCAGAAGUCGGCGCUGACCAAGCACGGCCGCACGCACACGGGCGAGAGGCCCUACGAGUGCCCCGAGUGCGACAAGCGCUUCUCGGCCGCCUCGAACCUGCGGCAGCACCGGCGGCGCCACACGGGCGAGAAGCCGUACGCCUGCGUGCACUGCGGCCGCCGCUUCGCGCAGAGCUCCAACUACGCGCAGCACCUGCGCGUGCACACGGGCGAGAAGCCCUACUCGUGCCCGGACUGCGGACGCGCCUUCGGCGGCAGUUCGUGCCUGGCGCGCCACCGCCGCACGCACACGGGCGAGCGGCCGUACGCCUGCGCCGACUGCGGCACGCGCUUCGCGCAGAGCUCGGCGCUGGCCAAGCACCGGCGCGUGCACACCGGCGAGAAGCCGCACCGCUGCGCGGUGUGCGGCCGGCGCUUCGGCCACCGCUCCAACCUGGCGGAGCACGCGCGCACGCACACGGGCGAGCGGCCCUACCCCUGCGCCGAGUGCGGCCGCCGCUUCCGCCUCAGCUCGCACUUCAUCCGCCACCGGCGCGCGCACCUGCGGCGCCGCCUCUUCAUCUGCGCGGGCUGCGGCCGGGACUUCAAGCUGCCGCCGGGCGCCACCGACACCGAGCGCUGCCCCGAGUGCGAGGGCAGCUGAGCCGCGCCACCCGGCCCGGGUUAGGGCGACCGGCGGAUCUGGCCGCCCGGGGACGCCGACGGGGGACAGUCCCCACCCGGGAAACCACGAGCCCCCACUCCACCCCCAGGCCCCGUUGGUGAAUAAAGUGUUCUCUCCUCA